Messenger RNA from Lymnaea stagnalis (great pond snail), 213 nucleotides. Lineage: Eukaryota; Metazoa; Mollusca; Gastropoda; Lymnaeidae. The record is from the annotation of a GenBank genome assembly.
GGGUACGGCCCGCCUCCCGGCCGGCACUACCCGGGCUCCAAUAAUAUGCUCGUCACCGGAAGCAUGUACUCUGAAAUCAAUCCACUGGACAAUCACACUCACGCGCACGGCUCCAUGGGCCAGCAUCCGGCCAUGAACUCUCCAAUGAACUGCUCCGUCGCGAACAUGGGCUACAGUCAGUACGAGUACAUUCCGAAACUGACUCACUUGUAG